AUGAUUAAUUACAUUAUAAAACGCAAAGAAAAGAAAGAACAAGAGAAAACAACAACAAUAUUUAAAAUUUCACAAUCAAAUAUCAAAUUCAUAUCACUUGGAGAUGGAAUAAUAACAAAUAAAAAAGAAAUAGAAAUAGGAGAAGGAGAAGAAAUUGAAGUAAAUAAAGAAAUCAGAGAAUUAAUAUGUAUUGGAAAUGAGAAGAAAGAAAAAAAGAAAAUACAAAUAAGUAGUAAAGAAGAAAAUGAAAAAUAUUCAAUUAGAACAAAACCAAAUAUCAUUACAAUUGAAGGAGGAUAUGCAUGUGAAUUUGAAAUAUUCAUUACAACCAAAUGUACUACUAAAAUUAAAGAACAAAUAAUGAUAAUUAGUAAAACACUUAAUAAAACACAAGAAGAAAUAAUUAAAAGUAUUUCAAUUAAAGGAGAAACACAAAUAUCAACACGACUUGAUCCCGAUGAAAUAAAAGAAGAAAAUAAAAUAGGAGAAGGAUCAUUUGGAAUAGUAUAUAUAGGAGAAUUUAGAGGGAAUCAAGUAGCAAUUAAAAAAAUGAAAGAAAUUGAUAAAAGUGAAAAUAAAAUGAAAGAAUUUGAGAAAGAAGUAAUGAUGUUAGAUAAAUUUAGAAGUGAAUAUAUUAUUCAUUUUUAUGGAGCAAGAUGUUUAACAGGAUAUUAUUUAAUAAAUAAAGAAUGUUCAAAAUGUGGAAAUAAAUGUAUAACAUGUUUAAAUGAGAAAGAAUGUAAUAAAUGUGAAGAUGAAUAUAUAAUAAUAAAUAAAGAAUGUAUUCAUUAUUCAAAUAUUAAUAAAUGUAAAGAAACAAAAAAUAAUAAAUGUUCAAAAUGUUCAUUUUGGUAUGGAAUCAAUGAAGAAGGAACAAAAUGUAAUAAAGAAAUUGUAUGGUGGAUGAUAAUGAUAAUUAUCAUCAUUAUACUUAUUAUCAUCAUUAUAAUAAUUAUAAUUAUAAUUAUAAUGAUUAAUUACAUUAUAAAACUCAAAGAAAAGAAAGAACAAGAGAAAACAACAACAAUAUUUAAAAUUUCACAAUCAAAUAUCAAAUUCAUAUCACUUGGAGAUGGAAUAAUAACAAAUAAAAAAGAAAUAGAAAUAGGAGAAGGAGAAGAAAUUGAAAAAGAAGAAAAUGAAACAUAUUCAAUUAGAACAAAACCAAAUAUUAUUACAAUUGAAGGAGGAUAUGCAUGUGAAUUUGAAAUAUUCAUUACAAUCAAAUGUACUACUAAAAUUAAAGAACAAAUAAUGAUAAUUAGUAAAACACUUAAUAAAACACAAGAAGAAAUAAUUAAAAGUAUUUCAAUUAAAGGAGAAACACAAAUAUCAACACGACUUGAUCCAGAUGAAAUAAAAGAAGAAAAUAAAAUAGGAGAAGGAACAUUUGGAAUUGUAUAUAUAGGAGAAUUUAGAGGGAAUCAAGUAGCAAUUAAGAAAAUGAAACAAAUUGAUAAAGAUGAAGAUAAAAUGAAAGAAUUUGAGAAAGAAGUAAUAAUGAUAAAAUUAGAAGUGAAUAUAUUAUUCAUUUUUAUGGAGCAGUAUUUAUUCCUAAUAAAAUAUGAAUUUCAUAUCUUCAUUCAAAUGGAAUACUACAUCGAGAUAUUAAACCAGAUAAUUUUCUUGUUGUAUCAAUUGAUGAUAAUAUUGGAAUUAAUUGUAAAUUAA
Molecule: messenger RNA, 1671 nt
Organism: Entamoeba dispar SAW760
Lineage: Eukaryota; Evosea; Mastigamoebida; Endamoebidae
Product: protein serine/threonine kinase, putative
Exons: 4
Coding region: 1-1671 (556 amino acids)
Biological process (GO): protein phosphorylation
Molecular function (GO): ATP binding; protein kinase activity
Source: RefSeq, a predicted model, not a curated record